Molecule: messenger RNA, 1572 nt
Organism: Orycteropus afer afer
Lineage: Eukaryota; Metazoa; Chordata; Mammalia; Tubulidentata; Orycteropodidae
Product: UDP-glucuronosyltransferase 3A2-like
Exons: 7
Coding region: 1-1572 (523 amino acids)
Molecular function (GO): UDP-glycosyltransferase activity
Source: RefSeq, a predicted model, not a curated record
AUGACAGUGCAGAAUGCUCUGCUUCUCCUGUGCCUUCUUCUGCGUGGGGCCUUGCUUUCAGAGGCAGCCAAAAUCCUGACAGUGUCCUUGGUGGGUGGAAGCCAUUAUCUACUGAUGGACCAAGUGUCUCAGAUUCUUCAAGAUCAUGGUCAUAAUGUGACAUUGUUUCAACAGGAAGGACUUAGUUUGAUUCCAGAUUUGAAAGAGGAAAAAAAAACAUACCAAGUUAUCCAUUGGCUUCCACCUGAAGAUUAUAGAAAAGAAUUUAUGAAGCAUUUUAAUUCCUUUGUAGAAGAAGUUUUGCAUGGCAGAGAAACAUUUGAAAAAUUUUUAAAGCUCAUGGAAAAAUUUGGGAUUCAAUGCAGUCAUUUGCUAAGAAGAAGGGAUAUCAUGGAUUCCUUAAAGAAUGAGAAUUUUGAACUAUUAAUAAUAGAAACUUUUGAUUACUGUCCUUAUCUGAUUGCUGAGAAACUUGGGAAACCACUUGUAUCCUUCCUUCCUGGCACAUUUGGCACUGUGGAUUUCGGGCUACCCAGCCCUGUGUCCUAUGUUCCAGCAUUCAACUCCUUGCUAACUGACCGCAUGGACUUCUGGGGACGAAUGAAGAACCUUCUGAUGUUCUUUGAUUUUUUUAGGAAACAAUGGCAAAUCCGCUCUCAGUAUGACAACACCAUCAAGGAGCAUUUCCCAGAAGGCUCUAGACCAGUGUUGUCUCAUCUUGUACGGAAAACAGAGUUGUGGUUUGUUAACUCUGACUUUGCAUUUGAUUUUGCACGGCCCUUGCUUCCGAAUACUGUUUAUGUUGGAGGUUUAAUGGCCAGACCCAUUAAACCAGUACCACAAGACCUUGAGACUUUCAUAGCUAAAUUUGGAGACUUUGGUUUUAUCCUUGUGGCCUUGGGCUCCAUGUUAAAUACCUAUCAGUUCCAAGAGAUUCUCAAGGAGAUGAACAGUGCCUUUGCUCAUCUUCCUCAAGGAGUAAUAUGGAGAUAUAAGUGUUCACAAUGGCCCAAAGAUGUGCAAUUGGCAGCAAAUGUGAAAAUUGCGGACUGGCUUCCUCAGAGUGACCUCCUGGCUCACCCCAGCAUCCGUCUUUUUGUCACCCACGGUGGGCAGAAUAGCAUAAUGGAGGCCAUCCAACAUGGGGUGCCCAUGGUGGGGAUUCCACUCUUUGGAGACCAGCCUGAAAACUUGCUGCGGGUUGAAGCCAAAAACCUCGGCAUCACUAUCCAGUUAAAGCAGCUGAAGGCAGAGACUUUCGUUCUUAAGAUGAAACAAGUCAUAGAAGACAAGAGGUACAAGUCUGCAGCCAUGGCCGCCAGCGUGAUCAGGCGCUCCCACCCUGUGAGCCCCUCCCAGAGGCUGGUGGGCUGGAUCAACCACAUCCUUCAGACAGGGGGUGGGGCACAUCUCAAGCCUUAUGCCUUCCAGCAGCCCUGGUAUGAGCAGUACCUGCUUGAUGUCUUCUUGUUCCUACUGGUGGCCACUCUAGGUUCGAUAUGGUUCUGUGGCAGGCUGCUGCGCAUGGUGGCCAGGUGUCUGUGUGGAUCCAGGAAGCUGAAACAGACAUGA